Messenger RNA from Pseudogymnoascus destructans, 1422 nucleotides. RefSeq lists its product as uncharacterized. The record is from RefSeq and is a predicted model, not a curated record. Bases 1 to 1422 code for a protein of 473 amino acids. Gene Ontology annotation, cellular component: cytoplasm; nucleus. Gene Ontology annotation, molecular function: mRNA binding. The transcript has 3 exons. Gene Ontology annotation, biological process: regulation of gene expression; regulation of RNA metabolic process. NCBI's taxonomy places the organism in Eukaryota, Fungi, Ascomycota, Leotiomycetes, Thelebolales, Thelebolaceae.
AUGUCUGCCUCACCACCCACCCCCAUCCAGUCAGCCAAGCGCCCAUUGGAAGAUACAUCCUCCCCAUCUGGCCCCACUGAUCAACCAGAUGCCAAACGCCCGGCCCUUGACAAAGUUACGAAGGAAGAAGUCGACGAGUCAGCGGGACAAAAGGCCUUGGGAGAUGAGGCGGGUGAUGCUAAGGUUGAGGGUGGUGACUCAACCAAUGGCGUUCAAACUGAGUCCAAGGAUACACAAGGCGAUGUUGUUGUGGGCGAUGCGCCAGAUGGUACUCGUACUGUUGAAGGUUCUAUCCUAUCUACAGGAGAUCAAAGUUCAUCUGGAAAUGCACUCCAGCACGACGAAAGUUCUUGGAUCCACAUUCGCGCCGUUAUAUCAAGUGCAGAGGCCGCAACUGUCAUAGGUAAAGGAGGAGAGAAUGUGACACUUAUUCGUAAGAUGUCUGGCGCCAAAUGUACCGUCAGUGACUACCAAAAAGGCGCUGUGGAGAGAAUCCUCACUGUGAGUGGGGUGGUUGAUGCGGCAGCAAAGGCGUUCGGCUUGAUUAUCCGCACCUUGAAUGGCGAGCCACUUGAUCAGCCAUCAACCCCACAGUCAAGGACAUACCCGCUUCGUCUUCUUGUUCCGCAUGUUCUUAUCGGCUCAAUUAUUGGGAAGGGUGGCGUCCGAAUUAGAGAAAUCCAAGAGCAGUCAGGGGCACGACUGAACGCAUCGGAUGCAUGCCUACCUCUUUCGACUGAACGCUCCGUCGUCGUCCUUGGCGUUGCCGAUGCCGUUCAUAUCGCCACUUAUUAUGUAGCCAGCACCCUUUUGGAGCAAUUGACUGAGCGCUUCGGAGGUCCGACAGCUUCAGCAUAUGCCACUCGUAGCGGAGGCCCAGCUGGAGUGAUCCCCGGUGGAAUGCAAGUUGUCCCCUAUGUUCCACAACCUGCUGGGGGUAACUACGGCCACCCGGAUAACGUCCGCCACAAUGACAUCCGAUCUCGCCAAACGCCAGCAGCUCAGUACGGACAGCCUUAUGCUCAAGGCCCAGGCCCACAGCAAGGCGGUGCGUCGAUGCACUACGGUGGUUCCCCCGCUGCCGGGUAUGGUGGUGUAGCACCACAGCAGCCGCAGCAAGUAGGCCAUGGAGGCCCAGCGUCUCACGCCGGGCCGCCAGCUCAGCCAAUGCAAGGUGUUGUCCCAGGCCAACCCUUGACGCAGCAAAUCUAUAUCCCUAAUGAUAUGGUUGGAGCUAUCAUUGGCAAGGGUGGUGCCAAGAUUAACGAAAUACGCCAACUCAGUGGAAGUGUUAUCAAAAUUAAUGAGCCUCAAGAUAACAGCAACGAGAGGCUUGUCACGAUCACGGGGACUGCGGAAUGCAACCAGAUGGCACUGUAUAUGCUCUACUCCAGAUUAGAGAGCGAAAAACACCGUAUUUGA